Messenger RNA from Apis dorsata (giant honeybee), 447 nucleotides. RefSeq names its product mitochondrial import inner membrane translocase subunit Tim13-like. The record is from RefSeq and is a predicted model, not a curated record. Bases 139 to 411 code for a protein of 90 amino acids. The transcript has 3 exons. Lineage: Eukaryota; Metazoa; Arthropoda; Insecta; Hymenoptera; Apidae.
UUUUCAGAAAGAUAGUUUCACGUGCUUCCGGUUUAUCGAUCGAACCGGUAGGAACAUGGUAAUUCGGACAUAACGAGAGCAAAGUGAUUUUGAUCUUAAUCUUUUUACAUAAAAAGAAUUUAAUAAUUAACUGUAAAUAUGAGUGCACUUACAUCUGAAUCUUUAACUGAUAAAGAGAAAAGUGAAUUUAUGCAACAAAUAAAACAAGAAUUUGCUAUUGCAAGUGCACAAGAGAUGCUCUCGAAAAUGUCAGAGAAAUGCUUCAAAAAAUGUGUGGUUAGACCUGGCACUUCUCUAGAUAGUUCUGAACAGAAAUGUGUAGCAAUGUGUAUGGACCGAUAUAUGGAUGCAUUUAAUCUUGUAUCAAAAACAUAUAGUGCUCGAAUACAAAGAGAGCAUAAUAGAAUGUAACAGUACAAAUUGUUAAAUAAAUUGUUUCUGGUUGUA